AUCUUCUGUUCUUCUACCCAGUGUCGCAAAACCCCUGAUCCUGAAUGCUUUCCAUAAUCUGAUUACUGUCUUCAGUUCAGUGUUUUGCAUCGUCAUAAUCGGUUAUCAAUUUUUUGAAAGGGAAGAAGUAUCGACCCAAACGCCCCCCUCAACCCCGCCAGCACCACCUCCUACAGAUAUCAUCGUCAUGUCUUUAAGACUAUAACUCUGCUCUUCUCAAUUUAAAAAAUAUGAUCAAUUCAUACUCACGAUUAUGGAAGAUUCCACUGCAGUUCCCGAAGAAUAGGCCGUGCAGCCCUUGUUUUCAGACGGUGUCUUCGAGCUUCUGUCGGUUUUUGAGUUCUAUGAUGACUGGUGAUUCUUUUGUAGUCUCUAGUGGAAAUGGCAAUGGCAGUAUCAACCCACUACCUAAUCUGCAGAGGACUUACCAAGUGGUGGUUGCUGCCACCAAAGAUAUGGGCAUUGGUAAGGAUGGAAAAUUACCCUGGAGAUUAUUUACCGAUCUCAAGUUUUUUAAGGAGAUCACUACCGCAACAUCUGAUCCCGGGAAGAAGAAUGCCAUAGUAAUGGGAAGAAAAACAUGGGAGAGUAUCCCUCUUAAGUAUAGGCCUCUACCCGGUCGGCUUAAUGUUGUUCUCACACGCUCAGGUAGCUUUGAUAUUGGAACGGCAGAGAAUGUUGUGAUUUGUGGAAGUAUCUCUUCUGCAUUAGAACUUUUAGCUGCUUCUCCUUACUGUCUGUCAAUUGAGAAAGUAUUUGUCAUAGGAGGCGGUCAGAUAUUUAGAGAAGUUCUUAAUGCACCUGGAUGUGAAGCUAUCCACUUCACUGAAAUUCAUGCAAGCAUUGAGUGUGACACUUUUAUGCCUCCAGUUGAUUCCACUAAAUAUCAGUUAUGGUACUCAUCCUUUCCUAAGGUGGAAAACGACAUCCGCUAUUCUUUCGCCACGUAUGUGCGUGUUCAGAGUUCUGCAGCAGAGUCCCUGAGUCAGAAUACUGAUCCACUUUUUGAUAAUAAUUCAGAUUCCCUAAAGUUUGAGGUUCAAAACUUUGACUUUCUUCCUGAAAUGAUUCUUCAGAGACAUGAGGAAUACAUGUAUCUUAGGCUGAUUCAAGAAAUCAUAUCUGAAGGUACAACUAAGGAUGAUAGGACAGGGACUGGUACCUUGUCAAAAUUUGGUUGCCAGAUGAGGUUCAAUCUCCGCAGAAGCUUUCCUCUUCUAACAACCAAGAAAGUAUUUUGGCGAGGGGUUGUUGAAGAACUUCUUUGGUUUAUCAGUGGCUCAACAAAUGCCAAGGUGUUGCAGGAAAAAGGCAUUCAUAUAUGGGAUGGCAAUGCAUCCAGAGAAUACCUGGAUAGUAUUGGUUUGACAGAGAGGGAGGAGGGUGACUUAGGACCUGUUUAUGGGUUUCAGUGGAGGCACUUUGGUGCCAGGUAUAGUGACAUGCAUAAGGACUACUCCGGCCAAGGAUAUGAUCAGCUUUUAGAUGUUAUUAACAAGAUAAAGCAUAAUCCUAAUGAUCGACGUAUCAUUCUCUCUGCAUGGAAUCCAGUUGAUCUUAAAUUGAUGGCACUUCCACCCUGCCACAUGUUUGCACAGUUCUUUGUAGCAAAUGGAGAAUUAUCAUGUCAAAUGUAUCAGCGAUCUGCUGACAUGGGCCUGGGCGUGCCAUUUAAUAUUGCAUCUUAUGCGCUCCUGACAUGCAUGAUUGCUCAUGUUUGUGAACUCGUUCCAGGUGAUUUCGUCCAUGUUAUUGGGGAUGCACAUGUUUACCACAAUCAUGUGCGGCCUUUGCAGGAGCAGCUUCUUAACCUACCUAAACCUUUUCCUACUUUGAAGAUAAAUUCAGAGAAGAAAGAUAUAGACUCUUUUGUAGCUGCUGAUUUCAAGCUUGUAGGCUAUAAUCCUCACCAGAAGAUUGAGAUGAAGAUGGCAGUUUAAAACCUGUUAGAUUCUUUCUCCCUUCUUCAGAUUGUUUCUGGUUUUUGAAAUUGUAAGUUUGCAGUUGUUUUGCUAGACAAAUUUUCACCUUCAGAAGAUUUAUCAAACGUGGUUUGGUGCUUUCUUAUGGUCCAUGAGCCGUAGAACCAUGUUGAGCAUGUAUGCUAAAGGGAUUAGGAUCCUCUCAUAUUAGAUAACAAUAUCAAGUGAAACAUUUUUUAUCUUUUUCUUCAUAAAUAUUCAGAGGAUUCCACCUAAUCAAUACUUAUGAAGUGAGAUAGACACAAAAGUUUCAAUAUAAUAGUGUCAUGUGAAGAUUCCACAUGAGAGGAUCGUAAUCCAUCUUUGAAAGAAAGGGAAGAUCUGUGUGGGUGUUUGCUAAAAGCGAGAAACUUAUGGCUUCAAGGAUGAUGUUGUACAAAGGAAUUGCUACUGCCAAUGGCUCCCUUUACCAUUUGCUUUGUUUUUUAUGAACUCAUGUUCAAAAUUAAAUAAUGUCAAAAUUGCUCUUUUUUGUUUCUUGGGGGUAAUUUAGUGAACAUGAUAGCAGCAUGUAAUCCAAUCUGAUGUAUAUAAGCUAUAUUUUAUUAGAUUAAUCUCAAUCACUGAUUACAAA
Molecule: messenger RNA, 2556 nt
Organism: Lotus japonicus
Lineage: Eukaryota; Viridiplantae; Streptophyta; Magnoliopsida; Fabales; Fabaceae
Product: bifunctional dihydrofolate reductase-thymidylate synthase
Exons: 12
Coding region: 231-1940 (569 amino acids)
Biological process (GO): dTMP biosynthetic process; tetrahydrofolate biosynthetic process; one-carbon metabolic process
Cellular component (GO): cytosol; mitochondrion
Molecular function (GO): thymidylate synthase activity; dihydrofolate reductase activity
Source: RefSeq, a predicted model, not a curated record